This is a messenger RNA of Staurois parvus, 542 nucleotides long. The record is from the annotation of a GenBank genome assembly. NCBI's taxonomy places the organism in Eukaryota, Metazoa, Chordata, Amphibia, Anura, Ranidae.
AUGAUAUGGAGGGGAUUGGAGCACCUGAAUCACAUGAUUGGGAGGGGAUUGGAGCACCUGAAUCACAUAAUAUGGAGGGGAUUGGAACACCUGAAUCACAUGAUAUGGAGGGGAUUGGAACACCUGAAUCACAUGAUUGGGAUGGGAUUGGAACACCUGAAUCACAUGAUUGGGAGGGCAUUGGAACACCUGAAUCACAUGAUAUGAAGGGGAUUGGAACACCUGAGUCAUAUGAUAUGGAGGGGAUUGGAACACCUGAAUCACAUGAUAUGGAGGGGAUUGGAACACCUGAAUCACAUGAUUGGGAUGGGAUUGGAACACCUGAAUCACAUGAUUGGGAGGGCAUUGGAACACCUGAAUCACAUGAUAUGAAGGGGAUUGGAACACCUGAGUCAUAUGAUAUGGAGGUGAUUGGAACACCUGCAUCACAUGAUAUGGAGGGGAUUGGAGCACCUGAAUCACAUGACAUGGAGGGGAUUGGAACACCUGAAUCACAUGAUAUGGAGGGGAUUGGAACACAUGAAUCACAUGACUGGGAGGGG